AUGGAGUCCUCACAGAGCAAAGCGGAAGUCAUGUACAUGGAGGAGGGCAAGGGGUCUUCUCAGGAUGCAGCCGACAAUGCUGCAGAGGUUGACGUCCAGAGAGAAGCGACGGGAGAUCUCAAGCUCGACAAGCACGGCCUGCCCCUUUCACCGCAGCCGACCGACCGGAAGGACGAUCCUCUGAACUGGUCACCGUCUCUCAAACUGUUCGUGCUCCUCCAGGUCUCAUUCCUUGCCUUUCUCGGGCCUAUGGCAGGUGCAAUCGUCAAUCCAGCUUUCGUGCCACUCAGCAAGGAGUUCAAUAUCAGCGUCGUCCAGGCCUCUUAUGAACUUACGGUGUACAUUGUCUUCGCCGGCAUAGGGCCGCUGUUCACAGUGCCCUUGGCGAACGUGUAUGGCCGACGACCUGUCUACAUCCUGGGCAACCUGUUAGCCGCCGUGACCAAUAUCGCCGCGGGAUACUGCAAUACAUGGACUGGAAUCAUGGUUACCCGGGCGUUCAACGGCAUCGGAGCUGGUUCGCCCACCGCCAUCGGCGCAGCGACGAUUUGCGACUUGUACUUCAUGCACGAGCGAGGCUUUUACAUGGGCAUCUUUACGUUUUUCCUCACCAACGGACCGCAUGCGGCGUCCUUGUUCGGUGGUUUCAUCGCUCAGAAUCUGGGCUGGAGAAAAUGCUUCUUAAUUCCAGGCUACAUCCAACUUGGCACAUGCAUAUUCACCAUCUUCUGCCUUCCGGAAACAAUCUACUCGCGCCGAACCAUCGCCAAUCAACGAGAACGCUCGUUCAUGGAUCUACUGCUCUUCCGCAAAUCCUCGCUUCAAGACCGCAGAUUGAAGUUCAGCGAUUUCCUGCGACCUUUCUACAUGCUGAAGUAUGUCGCAAUUGUGGUCCCAGGCCUCUACUACAUGACAGCCUUUGGAUUCGGAUCUGUCAUGUUCGCCGCCACCGGAUCACAACUCUUCCGCUCGUUAUACCACUUCAACGUCGCCCAGACCGGCAUGUUGCUGAGUAUACCGCUUCUCAUCGGCUGUCUGAUCGGCGAAAUGAAUGCCGGCUGGCUCACUGAUUGGAUGGUCUACCGGUACGCGAAACGGCACGGGGGUCGACGGGAGCCCGAACCACGUAUCAAUGCCCUUGCCCUGGCUGCGCUGUGCCCCAUCGGCAUCAUCAUCGACGGCGUCUGCUUGUCGCAUUACCGAACAACCUCGUGGGUGGGAGCGGCGUUCGGCAUGGGGAUCGCAAAUUUCGGGUUGCAGAUCGCCACGACGGUUACCUAUACCUAUUGUACAGAUUGCUACAAACCGCAGAGUUCCGAAAUCUCCAGCAUUCUCAAUGUCUUCCGGAACGUCUUCUCCAUGACAAUCUCAUUCUAUGCCAUCCCACUAGGCGAAAAAAUCCAAUUCCAGUACGCGUGGUUGACAUUCACCAUGAUCCACAUUGUGUUCAUGAUUCCGAUCGUCCUCCUCCGCUUCAAGGGCAUCCAGUGGAGGAACAGCUCCUGGCAGAAGCCGCCGACCUUCCACAACGACAUCUGA
Molecule: messenger RNA, 1539 nt
Organism: Cladophialophora carrionii CBS 160.54
Lineage: Eukaryota; Fungi; Ascomycota; Eurotiomycetes; Chaetothyriales; Herpotrichiellaceae
Exons: 5
Coding region: 1-1539 (512 amino acids)
Biological process (GO): transmembrane transport
Molecular function (GO): transmembrane transporter activity
Source: RefSeq, a predicted model, not a curated record